Messenger RNA from Tigriopus californicus, 4847 nucleotides. RefSeq names its product rootletin-like. Lineage: Eukaryota; Metazoa; Arthropoda; Copepoda; Harpacticoida; Harpacticidae. The coding region runs from base 1 to 4680 and encodes 1559 amino acids. The record is from RefSeq and is a predicted model, not a curated record. The transcript is spliced from 2 exons.
AUGGCAGGUGUUGACCCGGAGGUUAUGGUUCUGGAUUCCUCAGCUGCCUUCAAUGGAUCGUUUGAAAUUGGAGCUCUGGCAUUUGCCACGCAAGACGACUUGAAGAAGGUGGAAAUGAAAGCAGAUGACAACUCCCAGAGAAUAGAUAACUUGGAAGACUCAUUGGGAUCCCUGAGCAACCGAGCCAUCGCAGAGCUGGAAGCCAAAAUCCAAGAGUUCAUGAACAAGGUCCAACAGGGUCAGGAUAGGCAAGACGAAAAGAUUAGUGACAUUGCUCAGAAGAUUGACGAUAUUGAAGAUAUGAAUGUUGAACGCAUCAACGUGAUAAGUGACGAGAUCCUGAAAUUGAAAGCAGAAGGCUCGGGCAAGACCGAAUUAGUGGAUGAUUUGGGCACAAAAUUGGUGAAUCUCACAAAGAACCUUGAAACCAUUCAUAGAGAACAAGAGAUCAAAAUGCGGGAGUUUGAGGAACUUAAGAUGGAUAUUGACACGGUUGAGUCGAGGAUUGAGGAAAGUAUUCUCAAUGGAGAGACUAUUACAACGAUCCAAAGAGAAUUGGGCGAACAACAGAACGCCAUAGAUCGGACCAAAAUGGAACUUCAAGAGCUCAUCACCCAAUCGAAUAUCAUGUGCACUGACAAACAUGAAUCGUUGUUGGCCAAUCUGACCAAUCUAGAAUUAUCGUUUCAAGUUGUCGAAUCCAUGCUCCAAUCCAAUUUAGCAUCAACUUGCAACGACUUUAAACAAAGCCACGAAUCCCUCAAGUCCAAUGUGACGAGAUUGGAAGAGCUGAUUUUGGAAGUGAGUGAAAUCACUCCUAACGUGACGGAGUUGGAAACCUCAGUUGACGAUCUAAAGGCCAUGCUCAUAGGAGAGUUGGUGGAAAUACAAGAAGCUUUACUGGAGUAUCAGUCUGGUUUGGCCGCCAAUGUCACAACUUUAGAGAUGAGCUUGAAGGCCAUGCAAAUGGAUCUGGAGUCAAAAUUAGAGGCAUCAGACGACGCAAUCAGGAUGAACGUUACAAACCUGGAUGAUACGGUUCAAACCAUCAAAGACAUGUUGCUCGAAACCCUUCAAAGUAACGACCAAAUUUCCUCGCAACAGCACCAGAUUUUAGAAACUAAUGUGACACACCUUCAGAAUUCGUUGAUUGAGAUUCAAAAUAUGCUUCAACUCGAGCUUAACAUGAAUCAAGAGACAUUGCAAGCAAACGUGACAACUUUGGAAGAAACUUUGGACAAGAUCAAGGUCAUGAUCUUGGAAGCUCUCUCUCAGAAAGAGGAGCACAUUCUCGGCUCUCAAAAUGAUCUCCGCGCCAAUGUGACAGCAUUGGAAGGAUCCUUAAAGGACCUGUAUGAAAUGCUCCAGUCCAAGGUCAACUCCAACCAUCAAGGUCUCCAAUCCAAUGUGACCACACUCCAAACAACCAUCGAAAAUAUCCAUAUGACGCUCUUGAACACCUUGGCGUCCAACAACGAAAACACUUUAGAAGAAUACGACAACCUAAAAGGUAAUGUUACUGCCCUUGAACAAGGAUUGGCCGAGGUUCAAGGAAUGCUAGACAAUCAAAUUGGCACCACUCAAGAUACUCUACAGAGCAAUGUGUCGGACUUGGAGAUGAAGUUGCAACAGAUCAAGGACAUGCUCAGCUUGACCAUUCAAAACAAUAUUGAAACCUCCAUUGGGAAUCACGAGAGUCUGAGAGCAAAUGUGACCCAUUUAGAGACAUCGCUCUCGGAAAUUCAUGGUUUGCUGCAGAACCAAUUGCAACUUACUGAAGAAAAUAUUACCUCUAACGUAAAGGAUCUAGAGUCAACUGUGGAGGAGAUCCAACAAAUGCUGCUUGAGGCUUUACAAAUGAAUAAACAAGACGCCCAGCUCCAGCAUGAGGAGCUCAUCUCAAAUAUCACCAGCAUUACCGAGACCGUCGACGGAGUAAAGGCUAUGGUUCUGGACGGUCUUCAGACCAACCACGAAGACGCCAUGCAGAAGCACGAGAGUCUCAAGUCAAAUGUAACGACCUUAGAAAUGAGUGUCGAUCAGAUUCGCCAAAUGUUUGAAGCCGGAUUGGAGGCAAGUCACGAAAUGGCCGAUCAAAAGCACAUGGGCUUGGUGUCGAACAUAACAAAUCUUCAAACCACCAUUGUCAACAUUCAAGAAGUGCUGCAAGAAAAGCUGGCUCAGGCGCAAGACAGUCUUCGGUCCAACGUGUCCACCUUAGAAAACACAGUGGACGAGAUCAAACAAAUGCUCCUCGAAACAUUACAAAACAAUGUCGAAUCAUCGUCACUUCAGCAUGAAAACUUGAAAACCAAUGUGUCGGCUUUGGAGAUGAACCUCCAAGAAAUACACGAGAUGCUGAAGAAUGAUCUAACAGACGCACAAUCAAACUUGAGCUCCAAUGUGACAGAUCUGGGUGAGACAGUGAAUCAAAUCAAGGACAUGCUACUCAUGGCCUUGCAACAACAUCAAGUCAGCCACUUUGAACAACACCAAAGCUUGCGGAACAAUGUGACAGUCCUAGAGUCUGGCCUGGAUGAUAUUCGUGACAUGCUGAUUGAGGGGCUCUCUGUGGCUGAACAAGGAAAUCUGGAAAAGCACGAGAGUCUCAAAUCGAAUGUGUCCAACGUGGAGGCGAUGAUCAUGGACAUUAAGGCUCUCCUCACCGAGGGAUUAAACAAGACGAUGAACGCUGCGUCCGACAAUAGCUUCAUCCUCAAGGCAAAUGUGACGAAUUUGUCCGAACUAAUCAUGACGGUCAAAACGGAUCUGCAGGACUCCAUUCAGAACACGAGGAAUACUUUGGCCGUUGAGAAUGAGAUUUUUCACUCGAAUGUGUCAAAUCUCAACGAUAACUUGACAUCCUUUAAAGCGAUGCUCUCAGAGGGCAUCAUGGACACCCAAGACCAGAUCCUAGAGAGCCACUCUACCUUAAAAGCCAACGUGUCAGAGCUGGAAAUGAUUGUCUCAGAGUUCUCAAAAAUGUUUCAAUCUGAAUUGAUGCAGAAUCACGAGUCUUUCGUUGAGAAUUAUGACAGCUUGAAGAGCAAUGUGUCCAACGUCGAAGCCAUUGUUCAGACACUUCAACUGGGCCAGAUGCUUAAUACGGAAAAGAGCGGGCAAUUACAACGGGAGCAAGAGCUCAUGAAUGCCACCGUGGAAGGUAUUCAAGAAAAGAUCAUGGACCUGAUGAUGACCAACGUGGAGCAAGGCCAAGGAUAUCAGGAUCUUCGCGAAAGGGUUGAUGAAUUGGAAUUGGCAGUGGUCAACUUUGAAGACAAAACUGAUGGCGCCACAGGCCAGUUCCAAGAGGAGAUUUCCAACGUUGGCCAAGAUCUGGAACAACUGGAGACAUUCGUCAUGGCCUUAAAUACUAGCGGAGGGUUAUUAGACAUGAUGCAAGACAUGAUCAAGGCAAAUCUAUCCCAGGUCAACAACCUAAUUUCAGAAGUGCAGGCCGAAAUCGUAGAUCAAGGGGUAACGCAAAAAUCCCUCGAAGAUCGCCAAGAAUCAGUUAUAUCGUCUCUCAGAGAUUUGGGCAUGGCUCUGGCAAUCAUCGAGUCCAGUGUGUCAGCGCAUACGGAUCAUAAUGCGGCCACCAAUCAGAUGUUGAUGGCCAUCAAGUCCACUGCCGAGGAAUUGGAAGCUCGAGUGGAGGCAUUAGAUAACGUAACGCUCCAAGUAGAGACUUUGGACCAAGGACAAGCCAAUCUGGAGGAAUCAUUAGAUGAUUUGAGGAACUUUGUAGCUGGUAUCCAGCAGGAUGUGGGCCAACAAAAAGAGCUCCAUGAAGCCUUAAAUGAGGAUCAUUUGUCGUUGAAGACCAAUGUGACUCAAUUAGAAAGUCAAGUGGCUGACCUUCAGCAAAUCGAUUUAGCUCAAAUUGAGCAAAACAACGAAGUGAACGAGAAACUAAUGAAUCUGAUGAAUAAUUUGAAUAACGUGAAUAACCUCGUGACCAGUUUCCAAUUGAACGAUUUCCCCAAUAUCACGAAUACCUUGUCCCAGCUCCGUGGAGACUUGACAAACCUUGGGAGUGUGGUCGAAGAAGAAAUGCUUGGCAGCGACGAAUCGAAGACACUCUUGGAUGAAUUGAGAUCCAAAGCCGAACUCUUGAUGAGCCAACUGUCUGAUUUAUCCAGCACAUCGGCCACGAAAACCGAAUUGAACGACGCCAAGGAAGACCACAACACCGCAAUAUCUUCUCUCCGGGCAAUCGUGGACGAAAACUCGAUGAAUAUCACCGAGGUGAGCACUCUCCUUGGGGAAUUCAUCCUGGUCGCUGAAGAGACCCUGACGACGAAAAACAUCUUCUUUCAACAAGUGCUUCGAAUCGACAGCAUCUUCGGACUCAUCAACGAUCUCCAAGGGUCAACGGCUAAAAACUUCACACUAAUCCGGGCCGAGUAUGACACAAUAGCUCCGCAGCUCGUGGAUCUAGUCCAAUUCAAAACCGACUCGCAAACCCAACUCAACCAGUUCAAUACCGAGCUGACUGCCUUGGGCGGUUUCCGAGUGACAGUUGGGAACACGCUCAAGCAGCUGAGAGACCAAAGUCAAAAUAUGUGCGUAACACUGUCGCAAUUCACAGAUCUAAAGGGUGCAGUGGACACUAGUCUGGGUCGGCGGUGGUUCCUCCAGGAUUUCCAGCAGAUCGCACCACCCGUCUGCGUCGUUUAAAGAGGACGCGCAAACAUUUCUCCCGUCUGCUGCUUGGGAACCCUGAAUAGUAUUAUUUAUUUUAUUUCUUGACUUAGCUUUGUUAUACAUCUUUUACCUAGGACAUUAUUGCGAUUAUAUACGACUACAGAUGAAUGAAUUAGUCAUAAACACAUGUACCAUACUAA